CGCUGCUUGGUAUACCUCUUUUACUUGGAAACUUUGUGGGCCUUGUUUCACUGUUCCUUCGCAUACACCCUUCUUCAUCCUCCUAAACUCCACACUAUCGAAAUGCUCUCCAUCAUUCGGCAAAAUUUUCACGAACAAUGUGAGGCUGGGCUGAAUAAGCAGAUAAACAUGGAACUUUUUGCUCACUAUACUUACCUUUCAAUGGCAUAUUAUUUUAAUCGUGAUGAUGUUGCCCUAAAGGGGUUCCAUAAAUUUUUUCUCAAAGCAUCUACUGAAGAGAGGGAACAUGCAAUGAAGUUAAUGGAAUACCAGAAUCUUCGGGGAGGCCAUAUUGUCCUAGCUGAUAUUCAGAAACCAGCUCGGCAU
Messenger RNA from Protopolystoma xenopodis, 366 nucleotides. The record is from the annotation of a GenBank genome assembly. Lineage: Eukaryota; Metazoa; Platyhelminthes; Monogenea; Polystomatidea; Polystomatidae.